Grus americana (Whooping crane) is the source of this 2320-nucleotide messenger RNA. RefSeq names its product zinc finger MYND-type containing 12 (gene ZMYND12). Gene Ontology annotation, molecular function: protein binding. The coding region runs from base 29 to 1348 and encodes 439 amino acids. The record is from RefSeq and is a predicted model, not a curated record. NCBI's taxonomy places the organism in Eukaryota, Metazoa, Chordata, Aves, Gruiformes, Gruidae. The transcript has 7 exons.
GGCAACGCGGCGGGGUUCGCGGGGAGGGAUGCUGGCGGGGUCCCGCCGUUGCGAGUUGUGCGGGGCGGCGGCGCGGCUCCGAUGCGGGCGCUGCCGCCUCACGUUCUACUGUGAUGUAGAUCAUCAAAAAGCUGACUGGGUUAGCAUCCACAAGAAGAUAUGCCAGCUGCUGAUUCCAAUCCGCACAUCCCUCCCUUUUCUCCUUUCUGAAAAAGAAAGAAAACAUGGCAUGGAACAGCUGGUGAAGAGGCAGAAAUACAUCAUCGAUCUCGCGUACGGCACAGCCCAGGAGUUUGUUUUGGAUGGAAAGCAUAAAGAAGCGAUUCCUGCAGCUUUGCAUGCCCUGCAUUUCAGUACUGAAGUGUACGGCUCAAAUUCUGUGCAAUUGGUGCCUGCUUAUCUCCUCUUGGCCGAGGCCUCCACUGGUGUUGGCCAUCUUCCGCAGGCAUCCAAGUAUCUCUCCCAAGCCGAGUGGAUUGUCCUCAGAACUCCAGACUGCAGCAUUGAUAUUCAGUAUCAAUUACAUCGUGGUCUGGGACUCUUCUGUGCUGCUGAAGAAAACUUUGAACAGGCUUUAUAUCACCUGGCAAAUGAUAUUUACCUCGCUAGUUCCACAUUUGGACUAAAAUCUAUUGAGACCUCUGGAGGGUAUUUCCACAUGGCUAAUAUUUUCUUUCACCAGAACAAGAUGGACAUAGCAAACUCACUCUAUGCUAAGGUAACCGACAUCUGGCAUGCCUUUCUCCUGAAGUCACUUCAAGCGCAGGAGCAAAUUCUCAAGUCACAACCGGAAAUGUCUCCGUUCACUGAGGACAAGAAAGUCAGUGAAGACCGUAUGACUGAAGCCCAGCAAUCAGAAGGAAUCCGAGUGCUGAAUGCAGUACUGCAUAUCAGAGAACAGGCACCAAAGCCACAACCUGGGGAAACUGCUAGAGUUUUGCACGCUCUUGCCAUGCUUUAUUACCUGACCAUGGAUUUACCAAAGGUGAGUUUUGUCCGGUGCCUAACUCUGUUUCGGUGCUCACCCCAGCCUGGGAAGCCAGUAGUCUGCGUUCACCUGGCACCUUCCCGAGUCGACAACAGCCUUGGAGCGCUGGAUGACCGAGGACGGAGCUGCCAGCUCGCGAUCCAUGCUCUGCCAAGGCUGAUAAAUCCCACUGGAUCUGUUUUGGUCUCUGCCAGACCAUCCACAGUAGUUAUCCACGAUUUCUGGGUUUGUCCUUUAUCUGGGACGUCCUGGGCCCGUAGCUGCCUGUCACAAGCUGCAUUUAGACUUCAGGUCAGGCGUUAUGCAGCGAGCAAGACGUGGGCCAGGCACAUGUCUCUCCAUGAGCCAGACUCCUUGUAAUUACCAUGAUGUCGAUGUAGGUUCACUCUUGGCCCCUGUAAUUCAGUUUUGAAUUUUCACUUCUGUAUUUUUAUGGCUCAGAAUUUCAGAUAUAACUGUUAACUUCAGCGUGCCAAGUUCUCUGCCCUAGAAAUCAUUGACUUUGAGGAAGUGCUGAACAGUAACCAUCUGGAAAUCAGGCCUCUCUGUUCAGGCUAAGCACUCAAAAAGCCCAAAUUUCUUCUGCCUGUGUUUUGGAGGGUGAAAAUACAGAUUACUAAUGGUCUUUUCAUUGUGUCAGAGAAAGCCAUAAUGAUGUGAGUCUGUGGAAGACACAAAGAAACAAAUCCAAAUGAGAAAAAAGGCAAAGCUUUAUAAUUGUGAGAAUGUCUAAUCCCUGGAAGAGCUACCAAGGGAAAUGAGGGAUUUAGUCCAGACAGAGUCGAUACAGCUGGGUUUUUUUCCUGAAAUAGCUUUGGGAAUGUUCGGAUGAGCUGCUCUACUAGAUGGGAGGUAACAAUCUCCAGUGCGGGGGGCUGGGGUUCAUAAUCUCUUCUGUCUGCACCACUGGAUCCGAAAUACGGUAUCUGCUGGCAGCUUUCCUCCUCAUACAGGUCACCCGCUGAGUGGCCAGAGCCUGGAUCUGCCCCAGCGCAGCUACUCCAGUGAGCCUCUGCGGGUAUUUUAACUAUCCUUGAGAAAAGCCCCAUUCCUGACAAUUACUUUGUCUUUUCUCUUUCGUUCCAGGCUGGAGAGCUGGGGGUGAGAGCCUUCGGCCUGGUGCAACAGCUGCCCCAACAAGAGUCUCGAGAAACCAUUGGUCGUUUGCUGGAGUUGAUUAACUCCAAGCUCUCCUCCACGAGGUUUUCUGUUUAACUAAGGCAGCUGAAAACAGAAAGCAUUACAAGCCUCAGGUCCUUUCUGCUGCUGCCAUCUUCCCAGAUGUGUCCCUUCCUGUCUCAAAAGUGUUUGAAAAUUAAACAUUUUGAUACC